AUGAGAAUCAUUAUUGAAGAGCAUCCAAACGUGUUGGACGUUUCGGAGUUGUUACGCCCGGAGCCCAAGUUUGUCGAUAAGGAGGUGUCCAAGUUCCGGGAUUACACAGUGGACGAGAAUGAUCCGCUCAAGGAGCGUGUCCGGCGCACUUACAAGCUUAUGCAUACCCAUCAAACGGUUGACUUUGUGAAAGGUCGCCAUGCCGAUUGGCUCAAGUUUGAUCAUUUCAAAGCAACUAUCCGGCAAGCGCUGGAAAAGCUCAACGAUCUAGUUGAUGAGUCAGAUCCGGAUCUGGAUCUGCCGAACAUUGUGCACGCCUUCCAGACGGCUGAGCGUGCGCGUGAAGAGUUCCCGGAGUUGGACUGGCUGCAUCUGACCGGGCUGAUACACGAUCUAGGCAAAGUGAUGGCUUUUUACGGUGAACCGCAGUGGGCCGUAGUGGGCGAUACGUUCCCAGUUGGAUGUGAAUGGGGUCCGAGCAUUGUAUAUCGGGAGGAUAGCUUCGUUGAUAAUCCGGACGGUGAUAAUCCAAAGUACAAUACUAAAAAUGGUAUGUACCAGCCCAACUGUGGAUUGGAGCAGUUGACCAUGUCCUGGGGCCACGACGAAUAUUUAUAUCGGGUGCUGAAGCACAACGGAAGUACGCUUCCGGAGCAGGCAUUGCACAUGAUUCGCUACCAUUCGUUCUAUCCCUGGCAUUCCGGUGGAGACUACCAUCAUCUGACCAACGAGAAGGACGAGCAAACCAAGCAAUGGGUGUUGAUGUUCAACCGGUAUGAUCUGUACACUAAAUCGACCACACUGCCGGAUAUCGAUGCAUUGUGGCCAUACUAUCAAGGAUUAAUCGACAAGUAUUGUCCAGGAGAGCUGGCAUUUUAA
Molecule: messenger RNA, 879 nt
Organism: Anopheles marshallii
Lineage: Eukaryota; Metazoa; Arthropoda; Insecta; Diptera; Culicidae
Product: inositol oxygenase
Exons: 5
Coding region: 1-879 (292 amino acids)
Biological process (GO): inositol catabolic process
Cellular component (GO): cytoplasm
Molecular function (GO): iron ion binding; inositol oxygenase activity
Source: RefSeq, a predicted model, not a curated record